This is a messenger RNA of Heterocephalus glaber (naked mole-rat), 2983 nucleotides long. The record is from RefSeq and is a predicted model, not a curated record. Lineage: Eukaryota; Metazoa; Chordata; Mammalia; Rodentia; Bathyergidae.
UUUACACUAUGAUUGAGUACAUGCAUCGCUCUCUCUAUGCACCUCCAUAGUCCCCCCAAAUAUUGCUUUGGUUGAUGAAACAUCAUCGAACAAUGUCUACAAUGCCUUCCAAUAUUGACUAUUCUACUUCACUGAACAGAAUGCCUGUCAUGGUCCUGCCUGUAGAAUGAGAAAUUAAGUGCACCCAAUUUCAGUUAUUUAACAUUCAUGUGUGUGUGUGUGUGUGAGUUAGAAAAAAACUUGUCUUAUUUUAGACAUUGGCCUUGACAGUUUCUAUAGUGUCAGAGGUUUAACCUUGAGGGUUGCAGUUUUGCCCUUGAAAACCUUUACGAAAGUCUGCAUCUUGGCUCAGGUUCCACUUUUCAUUUCAACUCUCUCCCUGCACCUGUCACAAUGCCCGUGUUAGUGAAUGUCCUCAUCUCUUGCCCAGCCCUGAAACUCUGGGACGGUUCAUGUGGUCAAUAUAUAUUCAUCGUGUGGAAACUGAUUUAUCUCUCAUAGGUGUCAUAUAGAGUUCGGCACACUGGCACCUGGAAGAUUGUCACUCGGAUGGUGGCUGUUUGGGUGCUGUCCUUCUUGACGAAUGGGCCCCUGAUUCUGAUUUCAGAGUCUUGGAAGAAAAGCACCAGCACCACAUGUGAACCCGGAUUUUUUAUCACGUGGUACAUUGCCGUCUUCACGUCGUUAUUGGAAUUCCUGGUUCCUAUCUUAGUCGCUUAUUUCAAUGUCCACACUUACUGGAGCCUGUGGAAGCGAGGGAACCUCAGCAGGUGCCUCAGCCAACCCGGAGUCCCCUCUGUCUCUUCCAGUGAUGGCCAUGGGCACACAUGCAGACAGGGCCCAGGUUCAAGGGUGACCCUUCCAGCACAGAAAGAAGCAGCGGCCUUCCUGGAUCCAGGCAAACCACGAAGAAAGAGCAGUGUCUUGUUUUUCAGCAGAGCUCACAAGAAUAACAGUAUUAUUGCCUCCAAAAUGAAUUCCCUCUCCCAAUCAGAUUCCCUGGCUCUUCAGCAAAAGGAACAUUUUGAACUUCUCAGAGCCAGGAAAUUGGCCAAGUCACUGGCCAUUCUUUUAGGAGUUUUUGCCAUUUGCUGGCCUCCAUACUCACUGACCACAAUUAUUCAUUCCAUAUUUCAGGUACAGGACUUUGCUAAAUCCAACUGGUACAAAGUUGCCUUUUGGCUCCAGUGGUUCAAUUCCUUUGUUAAUCCCUUUUUGUAUCCAUUGUGUCACAAAUGUUUUCAGAAGGCUUUCUUGAAAAUAUUUCGGGUGAGAAGACAAUCCAUACCAGCACACAAUCGCUCAGUAUCCUCUUGAAGAUAAUGUUCUCACUUCUAUAAAUUUUAGGCAUAAUCCCUCCUAAAAGAAUUUGACCUGGUUUGCACAUUGCCCUUUACACUCUACCAAAAAACUCAUAAAACUGUAACACUUGACAAUUUAAAAAAAUCUAAACCUGAAAGUCAGUGGAAAAUGAAUAAAGUCUAAUGAUAAGAUUUUUGUAACUAGCCACAAAGUAAAUAAUUUUCUUCGUCAUAACCUCUUCCUGUAGAUCUUGAGGUAACACUGAUUGUGAAAUGCUAGUUUCUGUUUUCUAUGUUCAGCAUUUGCUGCAGUAGUAAGUUUACUUCUCUCUUUAAAAAUUUCAUAGUAGCAAUACAAGGAUAUCCAGCUGGAAAAUUAUUCCGUAUAGUGGACAAUAGAGAAAAGAGCUUCAUUGCUGGUGGUGGGUGAGUUCGGAUUGGAGAGCUUGCAUUUCCACACUCUAUGGUUGUGGUCCCAGGAAGGUGACAGGUGUGCAAAGCCCUGGCCAUCACAGGAGGAGGAGGCGAGGGACAGGCAAAGGUCAGCAGUGGUAUGAGUAUGAAGAACCUUUCUUCCUGCUCUCUUCUUCCAGCUUCCUUAUCAGCUACAAUUUCUCUUUCUGAGGAAAUGUGGGGUGAAAAGACCAUGUGAUUGAAGACACAUCUACUGAACCGGUAGAUGUCAAUAAUUAUUAAGAAAAUCUUGUAUUUAUUUAGUGUCAUUUAGCUCAUUUACCCAAUACUUUAUGUUGCAAAGCUCAGAGUUGUUCCUUUGUUAUAUAGUUAGUAUAGGUUAUGCUUUACUGACGAUUCAUAUUUUAUUAACUUGGUGAUUUUUUUCAUUUUUAAGAGUUCUCUUUUUUUUAAUGCCCUAUGCUGGUCUUUUCUCAUAAACUUUUAUAAGCUUUUUUGUUUGUUUUAAACAACAGUCAUUUAUUUCUCACCAGCCUGGAGACUGGAAGUCCAAGGUCCAGGAGCCUAGCUGAUUCGGAUUUCCUGAGAGUCCCCUCCCGGCCAGCAGAUGGCUCCCUUCUUGUUAUAGACUCCCGUGGAAGAGGACGGUGGGCUAGGAACUGAGGCUCCUGUCUCUCUUCUUUUUUUUUUUUUUUUUGGUACCGGGGAUCGAACUCGGGUCCUUGUGCUUGCGCAGCAGGUGGCGAAACCACUGAGCUAGAUCCCCGGCCCUCCUGCCUCCUGUCUCUCUUCUUAUAAGAGCACUAGUCUAUCACGAGGACCCCACCUUCAUGAACUCAUCUAAACCCAAUUAUUCCCAGAAGACCCCCCCACUACACACCAACACCUCGGGGGGCUAAAGUUUCAACGUAGGAGUUUUGAAGGGAUACAUUCAGUCCCUAACCUCAUAUUUAUCAAUUAGAAGCUUUAUAUUUCAUUGCUUCAAAACUAUUGCAUGGGACUUUUCUUUAAUAGUUUUUAUUUUCAUGCUGGAAUUUUCAAUGUUGGCUUUUUAUUUAUUGAAUAUUGAAAACAGUUGUUUAAUAAUCAGCAUCUGCUAACUCAAAUAUCUGCAGUCCCUGUGGACUGUAUUUUGUUAUCUGUUUUCCCUGCCAAUUCUUUCUCAAGGUGUCUCAUUUCCUUGUGUCUUUGAUUUUUUAAAAAAAUUAUCUACUAAGCAUUAAAAAAUUUUAUUAUGACAUGUUUGCAGUGUAUGACUACAUUCAUCA